AAUUUUGUUAAACACAAAUAAUAUUUAUUAAUUUUUGUAUUGCUUCAAAAGUGUAAUAAAAGAUAAUUUGAAAUCAAAGGAUAUCUUAAAACUUCCUUAGCAGCUAUUUUAGCAGAUAAUUAUAAAGGAUGGAGCAGGAUUUGAAGACGAAGAUCGAUCAGGCUUGCCGAACGGCUGAAGAAUUUACAAAACUUUAUUAUGAAAGUUUAGAUAAACGUCGAUAUCUUAUAUCAAGAUUAUAUCUGGAUACUGCAACUUUAAUAUGGAAUGGAAAUGGCAUGGAGGGUAAAGAUAAUAUACAGAAAUUUUGGACAGAUCUGCCACCUUCAGAUCAUUCUGUUUUUACUUUAGAUGCUCAACCGAUAACAGGUCCUGAAGUGGCAGAUCAAUUGACAUUUCUUGUAAAAGUUGGAGGACAAGUAAAGUAUGAUGAUAAGACAUCAAAACCAUUUAACCAAAGCUUCUUAAUUGCAGCAAUGGGAGAUAAAUGGAAAAUUGUAAGCGAUUGCUUCCGAGUACAAGAAGCAUUAGAAAAUAUAAAUUAG
Eufriesea mexicana is the source of this 545-nucleotide messenger RNA. RefSeq names its product NTF2-related export protein 1 (gene Nxt1). The transcript has 5 exons. Bases 129 to 545 code for a protein of 138 amino acids. The record is from RefSeq and is a predicted model, not a curated record. Gene Ontology annotation, biological process: nucleocytoplasmic transport. NCBI's taxonomy places the organism in Eukaryota, Metazoa, Arthropoda, Insecta, Hymenoptera, Apidae.